UAUUGGCCCUAGCUCCAGACGCAACGCACAUACAAUACGCGCAGAUCAUACCAAACGCUGAAUCUCAAUCGGACGACGCCAUGGAUUUCGAUGAGCUGCUGGCCAAGUGCGGCAAUAGCCAUCGCUAUCAAUAUCUGCUGCUUGGACUCUAUAGCCUGUUGAUGUUUGUCACAUCGAUGCACAACUUCUCCCAGAACCUGAUCGGCUUUGUGCCCGAUCACUGGUGCCAUCACGAGCAGCUGGAGAAUCGCAGCUACGCAGAGAUAGAGGCCAUCUAUAAUCAGUUUGAGAAACCCUCGUGUACGCGUCUGGCGACAAUCGGUUCAGAUCUGGAUGGGCGGAAUACGACAAUCAGUGGGGAGCGCUGUGAUCGCUGGAUUUACAACUAUGAUUUUGGUUUUAGGAGCAUGAAUACGGAGCUUAAUUGGGUCUGUGAUGAGGCCUAUAAGGCACCCGUGGGACAAUCUUUCUUCUUUGUGGGCUCCAUGUGUGGCACGCUCAUCUUUGGUUUGCUGGGCGAUCGAAUUGGACGCAUUAAGGCCGUCAUUUUGGCCAAUUGGUGCGGCUUCUUGGGCGACUUCUUAACGAUCUUCACGGAGAGUCUGACAGCCUUCUCCAUAACACGUUUCGUUUCGGGGCUGGCAGUUGAUGCCAACACCUAUCUCAUGUAUAUUUUGGCUCUCGAAUACAUCUCGCCCUCGCUGCGAAAUGCAGGUCUGAGCAUAAGUAUGGGUAUCUUUUACUGCUUGGGCAUGAUAUGUGCCUGUGGGCUGGCCAUCUUGGUGGGCAAUUGGCGUUGGUUUCUGGCCUGCACCUCAUUGCCACUGCUGCUGGUUACACUGUUCUACUUUCUGGUGCAAGAGAGCGCCCAGUGGCUGGUCACACGCAACGACAUCGAUGGAGCGGUGCUGCGUUUGCGUCGUGUGGCCAAAAUGAAUCGUCGCAGCAUCUGUGAAGCGGACUUAGACGCCUUCCGCAGAUAUUGCCAGAUCAACUGCACCAGGAAAGCACAGGAAUCCAAUGAGAAUCAGGACAAGCUCAUCGACAUGUUCCAGACGCCGCAUUUGCGCAAAACCAUAAUCACAAUGCUGAUCGUGUUCACGAUCAUAUCGGUGUGUUAUAACACCUUGGCCCGCAACGUGGAGGGUCUAGGCAUAUCGCCAUUUAUAAUGUUCUCAAUGACUGCACUAACGCUGCUGCCCUCGGGCCUGAUCCAGGCCGAUAUCCAGAAGCGCAUCGGCCGCAAGGGCUCAUCGGUGCUGUCGAUGCUGCUCACCGGCUUGUUUACAGCGGCCAGCGGCAUAGCCCUGUCCUUCUGGCAGCAGCCCAGUACCGUGCUGUUGAUCACUUUGACAAUGGCCUCCCGCCUCGGGCUGUCGGUCUGUUUUGGUUCGACCCUGCUGUUCUCCACAGAGCUGGUGCCCACCUGCGUACGUUCUCGUGGUCUGGCCGUGGCCCAUGUUUCCGGAGCGGCUGCCUCUCUGCUUUCGCCGUACAUCCUGCACCUGGGCACGUACUACAGAGCUGGUCCUUCGAUAAUAUUGUGCCUGCUGUUUUUCAUCUGUGCCUAUUUGUGCCUACUUCUGCCGGAGACGGGCAAUCGUAAGCUUCCCAUCUCCCUGGCCGAGGGCGAGCAGUUUGGCAGGGAAGAUCGCAUGUUUGACUUCUUAAGGACAGCCACGGCACAGACUGCAGCUGAAGCCGAUCGAAAGCCAGAGGCCGAGCCACUGCAGAAACUCAUGUCUUAAUAAAUUUCUAACUUGGGGUUUAAACGCCUUUAAGUUUCAUUAAUUGAUCAAUUAAGCUGCGGCAGCCCAUCAAAGUGUGUGAAGCAAGUGUCCCAAGCAGGCAUAACUAUCUAGUACUUAAGAGCAUUAAACUAUAAGAUACCCUGUACGCAAGUGAAUUCGUUAUCAAGAUAUUGCAACAGAAUGAAGAGUCGCAAAAGUAUUUUAUCCAAAUAAUUAUUUGGAAGAACUCUUCUACUGUUAAGCUGAUAGUUAUUUAGUUAUAAG
Molecule: messenger RNA, 2015 nt
Organism: Drosophila novamexicana
Lineage: Eukaryota; Metazoa; Arthropoda; Insecta; Diptera; Drosophilidae
Product: organic cation transporter-like protein
Exons: 4
Coding region: 81-1748 (555 amino acids)
Biological process (GO): transmembrane transport
Cellular component (GO): membrane
Molecular function (GO): transmembrane transporter activity
Source: RefSeq, a predicted model, not a curated record